Molecule: messenger RNA, 1702 nt
Organism: Dalotia coriaria
Lineage: Eukaryota; Metazoa; Arthropoda; Insecta; Coleoptera; Staphylinidae
Product: type II phosphatidylinositol 4,5-bisphosphate 4-phosphatase
Exons: 4
Coding region: 130-879 (249 amino acids)
Biological process (GO): phosphatidylinositol dephosphorylation
Cellular component (GO): late endosome membrane; phagocytic vesicle membrane; plasma membrane
Molecular function (GO): phosphatidylinositol-4,5-bisphosphate 4-phosphatase activity
Source: RefSeq, a predicted model, not a curated record
AGGGUAAUAAACGGUAAGGUUGGUAGCGGCUUUCAUAAAAUAAAUAAAGUCGAUCAACUGUCAGUGGACUUUUGUGUGGACGGCUGAUAACUUUUUGUACCCGUCUGUGAAAAUAACAACUUAGAAAUCAUGGGGGAUGGCAAUGACGAAGAAAAGCAGUCGCUGCUUUCUGGAAAUCGUAACAAUACCGUUUAUAAUGAAGAAUAUGAAUCACAACAUACAACCGUCUCUCCUAUCGGCCCGGAUGAACUACCGCCUCCAUUUUAUCAAGGAUCAGUGGGUGGCAAUGUUCCUAUGGUCACCUGUCGAGUAUGCCAAGCAAUGAUUGAUAUUUCUGGCAAAAGAGAUCAGCAUGUUGUAAAAUGUUGUCAAUGCAAUGAAGCAACACCAAUUAGGAAUGCUCCACCUGGAAAAAAGUAUGUUAGGUGUCCAUGCAACUGUUUACUCAUUUGCAAGAGUUCUUCUCAGAGAAUUGCUUGCCCAAGACCUAACUGCAAGAGAAUCAUCAAUCUUGCACCCAGUCCAGUGACACCACCUGUACCAUCUAUGCCUGGGAUGUGUAGAGUAAACUGUGGUCACUGUUUAGAUACAUUUGUUUUUAAUACAAUGAACAAUGCAUUGGCACGUUGUCCGCAUUGUCGUAAAGUGAGUUCGGUCGGACCAGACUAUGCUCGAGGCCGAGGAAACAUCUUUUUAAUAAUGAGUCUGAUCUUCUUGAGUAUUGGCAUCGGCAUCACUGCCGGCACAAUAUCGUAUGCGCGAUCGCACAAUGGCGUUUAUGUUGUGUAUGUAGCUUCGUUUCUGAUUGCCAUUUUACUGUUUUUGCGAUGUAUUUAUUACUACACGAUCAAGGUGAGCGCUAUUAACGGGCCCAUGUAAAUAGUUGAGGUUUUCACUGUAUUACAUAAACAAAGUGGGUGGAAUUGUGGAAUAUGCUUGCAAUUCUACGUGAAAUGGCGUCCAAAACAGCUGUUAAGAUGUGACUACUCGUGUGCUGGAUACUGCAGAAUUCCAUAAUUUCUAUCUGCCAAUGAAGGUAUCACAUUCUAAUCCAAACAUGUGAGAUUAAUUAUCAGAAUGCAAUGAAUUUAUUGGUAGAUACCACUGAAAUCAUACAAUAUAUAUACACACAUAUAUUUAAUAAUAGCAUAGCUUGGGCUACAAUAAGAAUAUAUUAGUCUUUGAUCCUGUAGACAAGUAGACCAAACUUCAGAAGACUUGCAAUGCACACUUUUUAUAAAAAAAUAAUUGAGUGCCGCAUAUAUAACAAGGCGGAUUAUAACCUUGAAGAUGAUAGGUUUUAUAGUUGUUGUCUUCUUGCGGAUCAUUUGAUUAUUUAGUAUGCCUUUAGGAACAAAUAAUUUCAUCAGAAUUGGGGCGUUGACUAAAUUUCUCAGAUGCAUAUACGAUUUUUUGCCAAAAUUGAAGUACAUACAUAAUUUAAAUAUAAUUAUAUACUCUUAUAAUUAUGUGUAAUCAAAUCAAUAAUCAAAUAAUAGUAUUGUAAGAUUUGAAUUAGCGGCUAUGUAUUCUGUUCAUUUAUUGAAGAAUUGGAUGCAUAUAUUAUCGGCUCGACUUUAUUUCCCAUCUGCUCAUCAGAGGGACUGGGGAUAUAAGUGAAUGUGUAAUUAAAAUAAUUUUAAAUGUAUGUGAUAACGUAUUUUUAUAUUUUGCUUGAUUAAAUUACACACAUUGAAUGCAA